AUGGGCAAGGAAGACCACUCAUGCUUUGCUACAGUGUUCGACGCCGACGUAGCUGUUAUCCCCCUACAUUCGAGGUUUUUCCGGGCGGCGGGGCUGGCCGAGCUCGGCCGUGAUGGCCGGCAGUGGGAGUGGCCGAAGCCUUCUGCUGAAGAGGUGGCGGACAGGCUCGCCGACUGCGAUGAACCCGUUCGAGAUAAAGUGCGCGACACCGUCCGGGGCAGCGACGCGGGCUCUAGCCUCCUAUCAAUGAGCGCGCUGUGCUGGGUGGUGAAGAGGAUGGAUCGCCUGACCGGCAACGACCUUCGCAGUGCGACCAGCAUGGACAAGGUCCUCGUUUCGGGGUUGAAGGAGCUGCGGAUUCGGAUGAUCACAUUCAUCAAGGAACACGUCGCACGCAAACGGUCAGGCCAUGUCGAAGUUGCUGCCGACUCCUGUGACGACGACGCCGCGGAGCCCCCUUCGGCAUCCCAAGCAGUCGAUGUCGCCGGCACCAGCGGAGAGGCCGGAGACGGCGUCGACAAGGCAGAUGAGGAGGCAGAAAGGGCUGUGGCGAGGACCGCGGAUCAGGAAAAGGAGGAGGAGGAGGAUGACACCGACCAUCAGGAUGAUAACAAGGAGGAUCGUGAGAAGCGUGAGCAGGGGCAUGGGCAGGAGGAGGAAGAGGAGGAGGAGGAGGAGGAGGAGGAGGAGGAGGAGGAGGAGGAGGAGGAGGAGGAUGAGGAGGAGGAGGAGGAGGAGGAGGAGGACAAGGCGGCGGUGGCGGCAGAGGCCGUGGAGCAGGGUUUCGGGUCGGUGGAGCAGGUGGCGGAGGGGGAGAAGCAGCAAGAGGGGGAGGAGGAGGUAGAGUUCCCCUGGGUCGAAUUCAAGAUGGAGGAUGUUGAGGGAGCGGGGGCGGUGGCCGUGGAGGGAGCGGCGGCGGCCGAGGAGGGAACGGGUGGGAUGUCGGCGGAUGUUGUGUACGUGCGAGGGGAGGGUGCCAAUGUGGAGAAUGUCGGCGUGGAGGAGGCGCACGUGGUCGGCAAUGUGGUUGGCGACGCAAAGGAGGAGGAUAACGCCGCGGCCCCGACGCCGACGGGCGUGGAGACCACCACAAGGAACGCAGGGGUGGAACGUCGGGGUGGAGCGGUAGAGGCGGGCCGUCAACCGGGUUCCUCAGGAGGCAACGCCGGCCGUCGUCGGUUUGCGAUGGGGAUUGGCCGCCUCGUGGACAAGCUCAGGUCGUUGGCCGACCAGGUCGCCGCCUCCGACCAGGACGCGGCGAGUCGGCUGAUGGACGCGUCCUUGACCAUGGCGACGACCGUCACGGAGAACAUCACCGCCAACAUGGGUGAAGCAUGGGAUGCGAUGAAGGCGUACGCCGAGAGGGCGGAGUGCUGGUUGGACGAUCUAGAGAAUCCGGAGGGGUUUAUGGCGGUGCAACGUGCGAACGCGGUCGUCGCCAUGGGCAACCACGUGGACGAAGCGAGGAAGGGAUUGGAGGAAUACAUAUCGAAGCACCUAGUUGCCGCGCAGACCAACAUCAUCGCCGCGGUAACUCAACGCGUCGCCGUGCCGCCGCCCACGUCGCCCGCCUCACUGCCAACCUUCCCGGACGAGCUCAUGAAGUCUUUCAAGGCGGACGUGUUGAAGGCGGUGACUGAGGCCACCCAACAGUCAUUUGUUGCGUCCGGGUUAAACCUCAUGACCGGGGUGAUCGGCAAUCUGGCACCUGGUCAGCUUGGGUCGUUGCCGUCGGCCAACGAGGCUGACAAGAAGGGUGCGAAAAGGGCAGGUGGCGGAGAUGAUGCGUUGAGCUCGAAGCGGAGCAAGGGAGCCGAUGGGAGCCGCGGCGUCGGCGAGGUGGGUCCACGCGGCUCGCGGAGCAAGGGAGCCGAUGGGAGCGGAGGUACGAGCGUGGUCGACCAGGUCAAGAAGAACGGGGCCAAGGUGAUAAGGACGCAUAGCAAGGGCGAUGGAAUCACGAGUGCGGAGGGGGGCCCUGCCGACCAGGUUGUCACUCAAGAGGCUGAACCAACACCCCCGCCAUUGGUCGCCAAGAAGCCGGCGAGUCUAGCGACCGCACCAACGGCGAUAGAUGGCGGCGCCAAAACCGUCAAGGGACCGUCUGGCGGAGUGGCGGGGACCAUGUUGAUUCCCCGCAAACCCCCUGCGGCUAGCAGCGCGCCGGUCGCCCCGACAGCCGCCAACAACGAUGGGCCGUCCCUUGCCGCUACUCCAGCACCAGCAGGCACGUCUGCCGCCAAGGUUGACGCGGUGGAUGCUGCGGCUAACCGCGCUGAUCCGUCCGCCCCAAAGGCGAACGUGCUCAGGGAAAUGCUCUGCCGCAUGGAGACCCAUAGACAGGACGUGCAGCAGCCUCCCGUGGUCGGUUCCGCGCCGGCCACAACAGCACGUCGCUUGGUCACUCCGCAGGUCGCCGCCACAACGUCCAGUGCCCCACCUACCGCGCUAAUCAUCGCCGCCCGUCCUCCUGUGGACCCAAAGUCCGCGUUGCUUCGCGCCCGGUUAGGCGCACGUACUGCGGCAGCGCCAGCACGGGCUCAGCCGAUAUCCAGCUCAAGCCCGACGCCGACGUCGGUAACCGUAGCUGCACCCACACUCGGUGCGGCUACUGUCAAGGCGGUGGCGGAGAAGGGCGUGAGUGCAGCGCUAGCCACGAGCGGCGGAUCAGUUGACCCUGCACAAGCGGCGAAGGACCACAACGACGCCGAUAUCGCUGCCAUCCAGUACCUAUUGGAAGCGGUAAACUGCCCCAUGCAGCCCCCUGUACUGGCCAUCUCGGACUCGGCGCAUCUGGCGCACUCGUCGAGUCCCACCGCAUGUACAGCGGAGCCAAGGACGACCACUGCUACGGUCGGCGCGGGAAAGUCGAAACGGAAGGGGACGGUCGACGCAGGGAAAGCGAGGCCGAGCUCGCAGAAGAAAACACGGGCGACGUCGGCGAUGGUGAAGUCGGUGGAGAAAGGACAGGGGAUGGCGACGGCAAUGGUGAAGGAGAAGGCGGCGGAGAACGGGAAGGAGAAGGAGAAGGAGAAGAAGGAGAAGGAGAAGGAGGAGGAGGAGGAGGAGGAGGAGGAGGAGGAGGAGGAGGAGGAGGAGGAGGAGGAGGAGGAGGAGGAGGAGGAGAAGAAGGAGAAGGAGAAGGAGAAGGAGGAGGAGGACAAGAAGGAGAAUGAGGAGGAGGAGGACAAAGAGAAGGAGGAGGAGGAGGAGAAGGAGGAGGAGGCGGUGGAGGAGGCGGAGGUGGAGGUGGAGGAGGCGGCGACGGAGGAGGAGAAGGUGAAGGUGAAAGAACGGAAGGGUCAUGGCAUCCGCCACGACACCACGGGCGACAAGCAAGGGUGGGUGGGCGAGAUUAAGGUGGUCGGGAACGAGAGUAGAUACAUCGGCAAGUCCCGCGAGAAGAUGGAGCUGGCUUACCUUCACUCGAUUGUGUACCUCCUCUACGACGGUUACGUCAGCAAGAUCCUCAUGGCCAAGCUCACCGGCUUGGAGGAAACAGUGAUGAAGCAGUGGAGGGCGAUGUGGGAGGAGGUCCGGUUCUUGCCAACUGGGAUGUGGACGGUGAUAUGGGCACGGGGCGGGUUCCUCCCAAAGACACGGUAA
This is a messenger RNA of Closterium sp. NIES-65, 3606 nucleotides long. The record is from the annotation of a GenBank genome assembly. NCBI's taxonomy places the organism in Eukaryota, Viridiplantae, Streptophyta, Zygnematophyceae, Desmidiales, Closteriaceae.